AUGUUUAAAGGUUUCCUUGAAAGAGAUUUAUACGUAAAUGCAGAAAAAUAUUCAAAAGCUUUACAUUGUUCGCAUUUUAAAACUGUUACAAGACAUCAUAUUUCAGUCCUCAAGACUUUUGAAAUUAACAAAAAGGAAACUAAAGUAAAUACCAAGAAAUCUAAUCUGUUACAAAAUAAGAAUUUUUCAAUUUUGAUUCACUGA
Molecule: messenger RNA, 204 nt
Organism: Clunio marinus
Lineage: Eukaryota; Metazoa; Arthropoda; Insecta; Diptera; Chironomidae
Source: the annotation of a GenBank genome assembly